Pelobates cultripes (western spadefoot toad) is the source of this 8573-nucleotide messenger RNA. The record is from the annotation of a GenBank genome assembly. NCBI's taxonomy places the organism in Eukaryota, Metazoa, Chordata, Amphibia, Anura, Pelobatidae.
AUGUGCAGUGUUCUGGGAAUAGAAAGAAGCGUGACAGCGGCGUAUCAACCACAGACAAACGGGCUGAAUGAGAAAACAAAUUAUAAUAUUAAGAGGUAAGUUUAAUUCACGUUUAGUUUUCAUUCAGGGUUUUAUUAGAACUUUGCUCCACAGGAUUCACUUUUAAGUUAUUCUUACAUUCCACUUGUUUAAAAAAAAAAAAAAAAAAAAUUCCUACUGUAUUGUGUGUUACCAUUUAAACAAUUUGUUCUCCAGCUGUCAAAUAUCGUUCUGCCGGAGGAGAAGAAUUACAUAACAUAACGCUGGAGAAUAUAGCUAAGUCGCAGGAAAAGCAUAAGGUAGCAUAUGCGAAGAGAAUGCAGAAGAAACAGGGAUUUACACUACAGUGUUGGUGUACAGUGUUGGUGUAAAGUUCUCCUUUACAAUAUGAGGAAACGUGGUAGAAAAGGAGGAAUGAUUGAGCUUGACUUCCUUGGCACUUAUAUCAUCAAGGAGCUGUGUGGCAAUAUGGUUAAGUUGGCAAAUCCUGGACCUCUGUGAUUCAAUUUGCCCCAAAGAGAUAAGAUAGCACUAUGGAGGUACAACCAAACUCCCUACCUAAAUAGCUAGCAGACCCCUAUAUUGCAUAUAGUGCACUUAUUCUGUAUCUUCAGCAUAUUCUUUUUGCACUAUAUUCCAAAAUGUAGUUGCUUAAGUUUUAUAUUGGUUGUUUUUGGUUUUUUUAAAGCAGUCUGCAUCUUUGAAUUUACAGCAGAGCAUAGAAGACAGGGGUCGCAUUUGCAAAGAUCUUCAUUUUCUUUUUUGAAAUUGUUGGUCAUUUAAUUGGCCAUGCCCUGUUGCCUUUGAACAUAGGUGGUUUUGAUUUAGGAAUAUUUGCAAAUAUGAGGAGAGCUCAUGCAGAUUGGAUGGUGAAUUUGGAACCAAUGCUUUUGGAUACUUUAGAAUUUGAAGAAAAGGCAUACUUGACCGGUAUUGGCUUUUGGCUCCAAUAGUACAAUAACAACUGCAGUUUAAGUUUCUUGUUUUUUGCUCUCCAGUUAAAUGGCUGUGGAGUGCUAAAGCUGACAACUCUGUGGAAGCCAUUGUCGGACAAUACAAACUGUAUAACUUGUCAUUCAAAACACUGCAUGGGACAGGGUGGCUGGUUGAUGAGGCAAGAGUCUGCAUAGUUGAAAGUGUAUAAAAAGCAAAAAUCUCUUAAACUUUUUUUUAUUAUUUUUCUCUCUCUAAUGCAGGUGAUUGAUGCAUACCUUUAUCACCUGAUUGGAAAGCACAAGGCAAGUGUGAAUUAGUGCAUGCUUGUGUUGUGUUUGUUGUAUUGUUAUUCUACAUUAUAACUUGUAACGUAUCCCCUAUACGCCGGCUGAGUAUAUACGCAUAGAAUCUCCCGACAUCCGAGCAUAGAAGUUGAAGUGACUAUAACUCCCAAUCCCCCAAAACAUGAGCCAAGACUUCAUGAAGGGGUAAAGCAUUCUGUUUAAUGGAAGCCACAGCUGGCCUUUUAUGCAAGUCCUCAAGCAAGGUGUACAGCCACAUGGGCCUUGUUUGGGACAGGGACACAAAAACAAUAACAAGGUUACAAAGUGUGACACUCCCAAUACAAAUACAAUCCCUCCUCUGAAUCAGGAAGAUAAUUUAGUUAAGUGGCUGGCUUAAGCUCAAUUAUCUCCAAUUACAGAAAAUAUUCACUUAAAACUUUACAAAAACACUUUAAAAUCCAAAAGUCAUUUCGUGCAACUGAAACUCCAUAGAUAGCUUGGAUAUGAGAGCACAACAUAUCUGAAAAGAGCUCAGAUCCCACAAACAUAGUUCAAUCACCACGGGGCGAGGGGGAGAAGAAUUGACUGACCAGAAAUAGUUCCAUAGCUUCAUGGGUAGCAGUCAGUCUAGUUUGAGAGUUUUUAUACGGAAUGACAUGGUUUACGAAUAUAAAGGGCAAAGGGGUGCCCUGGCUCAUAGUGUGGGGUUUGUUCGGGAGUUCUCGAAUAAUCGGUCGAACAGGGUUCUCCUGGCUUGCCACAACUAGAAGCAGGCAUUCGUAUGUUUUCCCCAGUGUUCGGGCCGUCGAGUGGCCACCUCAGAGUUCCAGACACUCGACGACCAAGUCCCGCUGCCUGCUUUUGUGCAACAAGAUGGCGUUCGGUUACGCGAACGGCGGCCACACAAAGAGCACUGAAUUCCUGUGGUUUGUUUGAACUUAAUGAGCCAAGGUGUGACCAGUGUUCGGUACGUAGUUUUUUUUCGAAUGAAUGGGAAAUAAAUUAUUAACAAAAUGUCAAAACAGAGUAGAAGAUUGACUCUGGGGGAAGGCAAAAUAGGGAUUUUGUCACAUAACUCUUAAUCUUUUAAAACAAGAACCUUUUCACCAGUUGUAUGCAGUAAUUUCAUCAGCAUUAUUUUUAGGAAAAUUUGAUAGACUUGGAAAGCUUAGUUAUUUGUCUCAAUACCAGCUAUUCAUACACACAUUAACAAAAAUAAAAUUUAAUUUUCUCAUCCCUCCUGGGUGGUAUGUUUAUUCCUCAUUCUCGGGUCCACUACCAGAGGCAUGGGAGCUUGAGGGUUCUGCACAGUAUCUUAGCUGUUCGUAGAACUGCACUCUUCUGGACAGAUCUCAGAUGUCCCACCUGUAAUCUGUUGAAGCCACUCCUCCAACUUGAGAGUCACAGCCCCCGUGUGCUCCCAUCACAGCUGGGACUACUACUGCAUAUACAUGUGUCAAUGCAUUGUUAAACACAGAUCUACACACACCUGUCAAACCAUAAGAUUUUCUUUUCCCACAGAAAUCUCAAAUUUGCAGUGGUGUUACUACUGCAAGGCAUUCUGGGUAAGCAUAUGCUAAUUAAUUCAGCAAAGAAACUCAGUCAAUUUAAAAAAAAUAUAUAAAAUACAAACAAAAUGUCUGAUUUCUCCAUAUUCUUCAGAUGAGGAUUCCUGGGGAAGAUCUCUGGUUAUACCCUGUGAACUUCAGAGCUCACUGGAUUUUAGUGGUAUUCUAGGACUACAUUAACCUUUCUUUACUUGUGUUAUGUGCGGUUAGAAUUUAUGUAAUUUCGUUACAUACACAGAUAUUUAACUACAUCCCUAUGAAAUCGCAGAACAUAUGCUUUAUAUACCAAAAAUUCAUAUCAAAGAAAAUUGAGUGUUUUCCCCAAAAAAAUUUUAGAUUGUCACGUCAAAGGUUAUUGUGCCAACUGACCCACUGGGACAUGAACAGAACUAUCUUUUGAAAGUACAACACAACUGGAGGCAAGCAUGCCUUGGGAAAAAAAAAAAAAAAAGUUGUGCAAGGUGUUUUCACUUUUUUUUUUCUUUUUUUAAUAGUAUGCUCUUGAAUAUGUAUAUCCAUGAACAACAAGGAGCCCAAUGGAAUACCCAUAUAAUGCAUCACAGCAACCAGCAGGAUUCCAGCAGCUGUGGGAGUUUUGAUCUUGAUGGUAAACAUUCUUGUACAGAGUGAAGCGAACCCAAACUGUGAAGUUCGGGUUUGUACCGAACAUUACGAUUUUUGACCCCGAACAUUUCAGUAACAGUUCGGCGAUUUUUUAAAUUUAAAUUGUUUUUCAGAUAAAGAUACAGCAUGUAAUAGUUCAAGUGUACAAGUAGGAUACUGAGAAAACCAUGAGUCAUUAGGACUGGUAUAGCAGUACAGUAUGACAUUUGCAAUAUAAUUACAGCAUGUUACAUAAUGCGGUUAUUUUAACAACUAAUACACGAUAGUAUACUACUAUAACAAGGAGUUCUAAGUUGUACAUAAGUAGUCUGUAGAUACUAUACACGAUAAAGCUCCUUGUUAAAGUAGUCUGUAGAUACACGAAGAUAAUUGUUAAGUGGCUAUUGCCUCGGUAUGUUCAUUAUAAUAAUUCGACUCUUUACUGCAUCUUUUUGUCAUAGUGACAGGUCCCUGUGUCAAGUAUAGUUUUUAUGUGCUGAGGUUUUGCGAGUUCGGCGAUUUAAUGGCGUGUUUUGAAAAGCUGCAGGGCAGCCAAUCAACAAGCGUUUGACUCGUGUGCCCGUAGACGCCAUUACAGCCAUGCCUACUAAUGGCAUGGCUGUGAUUGGCCAGUGCCGCACGUGACCCAGCCUCUAUAUAAGCUGGAGUCACGUAGCGCCGCACGUCACAUGAGCGCUUAGUGUAGGGAGAGAAUGCUGCAGCUCUGAGGAACAGAUUAGGAAAGAAUGCUGGUUGCAAACUACAGCGAUUAUUUUUGUGGGUGCUAUACUACAUUUUUGUACCCUGCCCUGAGCCCAGUGCCACAGAGAAAUAAGCAGUCUGUUAGGUGGGCACUGGCAACUGCAUGUGUGCCAGGCACAUUACUUUAAUCCUGUUCUGGUAGCACAGUGGGCAACAUCUAGGCAUUUUUAAAUACUGCUGUGACAUUGCAGUUUGACAAAUUCUAAUUUUUUGGUGCUAAAACGUAAAUUUGGGGCGUGCACUUCAGAUCUGAGAGUCAAAUCGAUCCGUCAAAUACUGUGGUAACAUCGCACUUUGAAAAAUUCUUUUUUUGGUGAUAUAGUACAUUUGCGGCCUGCGGUGCAUUUCUUGCAGUCCAAUAAAACCGUUAAAUACUACUGUUACAUUGUUUGACAAAUUCACAUUUUUUGAGACAGUGAAGUAACUAUUAAUUACACCCGACACUGUUGUGUGACAUCUAGAAAUGUUUUUCUCUUUAGGACACCGGCACUGCCUUACUUCAGCGUUAUUUGGUAGGCCCGAAUGCCGCUCUACAAAUGGUGAGGACACAACAAGUACAGGCUAUAGUAGAUUGGGUGGCUGACGAACUGGAGGCACUGUUCACAUUGUCUCCCACUCGGCCCCCUGCAGCCCAUGGCCAUCUGUCUUUCACCUCACCACCUUGCAAAUCAGCCAAGCAGUCUGAGCCACAAGUCAUGCAGCAGUCUCUUAUGCUUUUUGAUGACUGCUGGCGGGGUUUCUGUGGGCCAUCCACCGAGCCCUGCCCCAGAAGUGGAAAAGAUUGAGUGCACUGAUGCACAACCAUUUAUGUGUCAGGAUGUGGACAUGCAAGCACCACCGCAGCACAUCUCUGAUGAUGAAACACAAGUGCCAACUACUGUGGCUUUCUACAGUAUGCAGACCGGCAAGGAGGGCAGGGUUGAGGAGUGGGUGGAAGAUGAUGUGGAGGAUGAUGAGGUCCUAGACCCCAUAUGGAAUGAAGGUCAUGCGAGUGACGUGUGCAGUUUGGAGGAAGAGGCGGUGGUCACAGAGGCACCAGCACAGCACAAGAGGGAGCAGGGUGCAAAAGCAGAACGCCCGUCCCCUAGACGGUACGCCUGCUACUGCUCACCGCACCCAGGGACAGAGCACACCAAAGCCAGCUCCAAGGAGUUCCCUGGCGUGGCAGUUCUUCAGACAAUGUGCUGAUGGCAAGACAUGAGUGGUUUGCACGCUGUGCAAUCCGAGUCUGAAGCGAGGCAUAAACGUGCUAAACCUGAGUACAACCUGCAUGACCAGGCAUCACAUGCAAAGCACGAGCUGCAGUGGAGUAAGCACAUCAAAAACCAAGAAAGGUCUCAGGCUCCUCCUGCUUCCUCUUCUGCUGCUGUCUCUACCUCUUCCUCCACCUCUGGAGUGACAGUGGCACCUGCCACCCAGAAAACAGGAUGUGGCAGAAACGCCACCACCGUCCCCAUGCAUCUCCACACUGUCCCAUGGAAGCGUUCAGCUGUCCAUCUCCCAAACACUGGAGAGAAAGAGGAAGUACCCCCGUAGCCACCCGCGAUACCUGGCCCUGAAUGCCAGUAUUUCAAAAUUGCUGGCCUUUGAAAUGCUGUCAGUCUGGUGGAGACUGACAGUUUUAAAAACCUGAUGGCGGUGGCUGUCCCACAGUACGUGGUUCCCAGCCGAGCCAUCCCUUCACAACCAAUUGUUGGACAAAAUCAGGUGUGCACUGCGCAACGCCAUCCGUGGCAAGGUCCACAUAACUACUGAUACAUGGACCAGAGACGCUAUAUCACCCUAAGUGCACACUGGGCAAAUGUAGUGGCGGUUGGGCCUGACGCAGAUAGCAGUUUGGCGCACGUCCUUGCGCCACUGAGGAUUGCAGGGCAUUUCUUUGCCGCCUCCUCUGCUGCUUCCUCCUCUACCACCACCUCUUCCGGUCAGCGUAACACCUUCACCACCAACUUCAGCACAACCAGGGGGAAACAGCACGCUGUUUUAAAACUCAUAUGUUUGGGGGAAAAACCCCACACUGUGCAGGAACUGUGCAUGGAACAGACCGAUGAGUGGUUGUUGCCACUGAGCCUCAAGCCCGGCCUGGUGGUGUGCGAUAAUGAGCAAAAUCUCGUAGCAGCUCUGGGCCUGGCCGGUUUGAAGCAUAUCCCUUGCCUGGCGCAUGUGCUGAAUUUGGUGGUGCAGAAAUUCCUGAAAAACUACCCAGAUAUAUCAGAGCUGCUGCAGAAAGUGUAGGUCGUCUGUGCGCGCUUUCGGCGUUCUCACCCUGCUGCUGCUCGCCAGUCUGCGCUGCAGCGUAACUUCCGCCUUCCCGCUCACCACCUCAUAUGCAACGUUCCCACAAGAUGGAACUCCACCUUGCGCAUGCUGGAGAGACUGAGCAGCAGCAGGCAAUAGUGGAGUCUCAGCUACAGCACGCACGGGUCAGUCGCUCUGCGGAACAGCACCACUUCAACACCAAUGAGUGCGCCUCCAUGCGAGACCCGUGUGCCAUUUUGCACUGUUUCGAGUACUCCACCAACAUGGCCAGUGCCGACGACUCCGUUCUCAGCCUUUCUAUCCCGCUUCUGUGUCUCCUUGAAAAAACGCUUUGGGCGAUGGAAGAAGAUGUGGCACAGGAGGAAGAGGGGUAAUUUCCACGGUUAUCAGGCCAAUCAUUCACAAGUGGCUUGGACCAGCAUAGGCCAGGUACACAAUUGUCCAGGUGUCCGCUCAACUAAAUUCUUGAACCAUUGUAAAAAGCUAUCAUAAAUGUUAAUUGCGGUUACAAAUGUAAAGUUUAUAUUUUUUUGGUUUUGCUAUUUUUAUGAAUGCUGUACACAGGUUAACUGAUUUCUUACAUAUCCAGGAAUGCGCAAAGUGCCCGACGGUUGGAAAGCCUGUUAGCUUCACAGCCAUUACAGUGUAUCAAGGUAAAUGUCUACUAUAUAUUACUACAUAACAGUUAUUACAAGAGUCUAUUACAAAUAAAUAUAUAUUUUUAUCAUCCCAUUAGGUGUCUGGGAGCUGGUUGGGAUUAACCUGACAUGACCUUUCCCAAAGACAGUGAAUGAUUUCUAGUACAUUAAUGGACACGGAUUAUUUCUCCAAGUGGGUAGAGGCGUUUCCUUUGAACACAAAAACUACUGCCGAGGUGGGACGUCAUCUUUGUUCCCUGAUAUACCAACUUGGUUACCCAAAAAGGAUACUUUCUGACCAGGGCAGAGAAUUUUUACUUUCCAUUUACCAUAUAUGUACAAAUGAUUUGGUAAAUUUUUAAAUGAGAAUGUGAAUUUUUUUUGUGUAAGCUUAACGACCGGAUGUGCAGUGUUCUGGGAAUAGUAUCAACCGCAGACAAAUGGGCUAAAUGAGAAAACAAAUGAAUAUUAAGAGGUAAGUUUCAUUCACGUUUCGUGUUCAUUAAGGGGUUUAUUAGAACUUUGCUCCACAAGAUUCACUGUAACUGGCUUAGAGCUAUGUCACAUUACUUUGUAGAGUUUUGUAAAUGUGUUUAUAUUUCUAUUCAUUUCUAGAGCGCUAAAUUGGUAAACUAAAAACAGAACAACUGGGACGUGUAUUUGGAAGCUACAUUAUUUUCUAUCAGAUCAAAGGUCCAAACCACAACCACAUUUUCUCAGUUUGUUCUGAUGUAUGGAAAAGAGGCAGUUUUCCCAGCUGGAGUUCCCGUUGAUCUGCCGGUGAGUAGCUGUUUAUUAAUGUCUGUCACAGCCACAGUAAAAUAUUUGCCUAUAUUACAUGGACUAAUUGUUUUGUAUAUACAGAUCUCACCUGAUUCUGACUACUUGCUAUGUUCAACUUAUGUGGCACAUUACAUUUGAAUGUUAUUUGUUGUUACACUAUUAUCUGGUAAGGUUUGCUUUACGGUCUUUAAAGGUAGUGUGCAUAUACAAACAAACAUGUUUCCGUAAGCAUUUUAAAUAACUAUCAGUUUGAUUUUUCCUUGAAAAUUGUACUACUAAAGUUGAUUUUUUAUAUAAUAUAUUAAAAAAUAAAAAUAAAAUAAAAAACACAUUCCUACUAUAUUGUGUUACUAUUUAAAUAAUUUGUUCACCAGCUGUCAAAUACCGUUCUGCCGGUGGAGAAGAAUUAUGUAAUGUAUAUGGAGGAAAGGAAAUCGAGGGAGUCGAUAGAAGAAGCAACGCUGGAGAAUAUAGCCAAGUUGCAGGAAAAGCAUAAGGUAGCAUAUGCGAAGAGAAUGCAGAAGAAACACAGGGAUUUACACUACAAAGUUGGCGGCGAAGUUCUCCUUUACAAUAUUAGGAAACGUGGUAGAAAAGGAGGAAGGAUUGAGCUUGACUUCCUUGGCACUUAUAUCAUCAAGGAGCUGUGUGGCAAUAUGGUUAAGUUGGCAAAUCCUGACAAUGUUACCCUGAAGGAGUAA